This is a messenger RNA of Salarias fasciatus (jewelled blenny), 1024 nucleotides long. It is a transcript of the gene coa3b, whose product is annotated as cytochrome C oxidase assembly factor 3b. Gene Ontology annotation, biological process: mitochondrial respiratory chain complex IV assembly. Bases 17 to 292 code for a protein of 91 amino acids. The record is from RefSeq and is a predicted model, not a curated record. Gene Ontology annotation, cellular component: mitochondrial inner membrane. The transcript has 2 exons. Lineage: Eukaryota; Metazoa; Chordata; Actinopteri; Blenniiformes; Blenniidae.
GGUGACAUAAACAGUCAUGGCGGAGAAAGGAGCUGGCGAGUCCGUCAAACAGACGCCGUCCGCGGCAGAGAAGCAGCUCCUCCGCCGCAGACGGGAGCUGAACUCCUGGAAACAGGACGCGGCGCGGCUCCGCAGCAGGAACCUGCUGACCGGCCUGGCCAUCGGGGCCUUCGUGGUGGGGAUGUUCAGCUACACCAUCCUGUCGGUCAAACAGGAGAGAGUCCUGGAGGAGCUGGACAACGAAGCCAAGAUUCACAUCAUGAGAGGACCGAGGACCGGAGCCAAUUCAUGAACCGGCCCGGAUGUGCUGCCCUCCGAACCUCGGUGUGGCAGACGGACUCUGUUUCUGACGUUCACAGACGGCUCGUACUGACACGGGCUUGCAGGACGGUUUCAUUGUUUGUGUUAUUUCUGCUGUUGACAUAACAGAUUACUGUUAAUUUAACCCUAUGGAGUGAAAUAAAAAGUGAACAUAAAAACAAAUCAUGCGCGACUGCAUUAGUGAUGAACUGAAUAGAGAAAGUAUGAACAUUGUGCCGUAAUUAGUCAACCAGAUUUUUUUUUUAAUGAUGCCACAUUACAUUAUAUGUAAUGAAAUUCACAAAUCUUCUGUCAGUGACUUGUGUAUUGUAUUUAAAAGUCAGAAGAAAUAUUGGAAAUUGAACAGUUCAAUUAUUUAUCCUUUUGUUGGACAAGUGACCAUAUGAGCUGGGCCGAAUUUAGAAAUGUUUGCAGCUUUUCCAACUUUUGAGAAACUCAGAAAGGUUCUACUUUAUCGAAAGACUCAUUACUGAUGGGCACAUCCCACAAAUGCAUGUUUACCAGACACGUGGCAUCAUUCAAAAGGGAAAUAAACAGACUUUCCAACUGCGCAAGAAGCAUUACUGAAAAGAAGAAUUAAUCCAAACACACAUGUCCUCCCUUUGUGCACAGUUCAUUCAUUCAGGUGUCACUCAACUGAAGGGUUUUGAUUCAAUAUUCCCAUGAGCCUCUGUGGUUUAUUGGUCAGUUUUCCUCUGUGGUC